UUGUUACAAUUAAUCAAUACACUUAGAUUUGAAAAAAAUGACAAUGAAAUAUUUAACUGCAUUUCUCUUAAUUGUUGUAAUGACACUUCCUCAGAGAAAUGCUCAACUUGGUAUUCUCAAUGAUCUUUUGGGAUCUGCUAAUAUCCAAGGAACUGUACUUUGCACUUCCAAGGAUAAUGUGGGUGUCAAUGGUGCACCAACCCCUGGUUUUUCAAAUGCUCAAGUACAACUACUAUGUGGAGGAAACAUGCUCUCAAAUACAACAACUAGUGGUGAUGGAGAGUUUUCAAUGUUAAUGGAUAAUCCUCUUCUCUAUGAUCUCUCUUCACUACUCACUGAUUGCAACUUAAUGGUUCCUACACCACUCUCCCGUUGCAACACAAAACUUCCUUCGGCUGGUGGCUUAACUUCAUCUCUCAAGUAUGUUGGGACCAGUCAAAUUGGAACUCGAACUCUUGCAAACAUUGCACCAUUUGGAUUUCAUUUCAUUCCAUUAACUUAGUUAAGGUUUCAUAAUAGAGGAUAUUAUUAAAGUUACAAUUAAAUAAAUUCAUAUCCUCCUAUAUUUUUAUUUUCCAUUGUACUACUUGGAAAUCUAAAAUUAUAUAAUGGUUUUUUGAUUUUUAUUAUAAA
Messenger RNA from Lathyrus oleraceus (garden pea), 633 nucleotides. RefSeq names its product phylloplanin. Lineage: Eukaryota; Viridiplantae; Streptophyta; Magnoliopsida; Fabales; Fabaceae. The transcript is spliced from 2 exons. The record is from RefSeq and is a predicted model, not a curated record. The coding region runs from base 38 to 502 and encodes 154 amino acids.